Molecule: messenger RNA, 1188 nt
Organism: Cornus florida
Lineage: Eukaryota; Viridiplantae; Streptophyta; Magnoliopsida; Cornales; Cornaceae
Product: glycine-rich protein 2-like
Exons: 1
Coding region: 126-680 (184 amino acids)
Molecular function (GO): nucleic acid binding
Source: RefSeq, a predicted model, not a curated record
GCCUGUUCUAUAUAUAGAAAGAGAUUUAAAUUUGGGGUCAUUCUCGGUUGGUUUGCUUUCUAGGUUAGGGUCUGUGAGAAAAGCCAGAUAGAUCUGAAACCGAACAGAUCGGAGGGUUGUAUGCAAUGGUUGGUAGUGGUGGCUCGUCUAAAUCAGUGGAAUCUGAGAGUGUUGUGGAGGAAACCCCUCCAGGGCUGUUGGCUAAGCAAGGUGAAGGAGAGGGAAGAACCGUAAGGGCGAGGGAUGAACAAACUGUGAUUCAAACUUAUCCUGAUUCAUCCCCUCAAUCUGAUCCAAUGGACGAGGUAAAGCCGAUCAGAGUAGAUGGUGUGGUCAAACAAUUCGAUCCUGUGAUUGGCUUUGGGAUCAUCUUUCCGAGUGUUGGCGACGACAUUCUCGAGGUCCACAGGUCCUCGAUCCGAGACGGGGGCGUUUUCGGUCUUGUGGAAGGUGAGUCGGUAGAGUUUUUUGUCAAGUAUACCAAAAAUCGUAUCAAAGCCGUUGACGUCACCGGCCCAAUGGAGUCCCUGACACAGGGUGCUAUCCGCCGCGACGGUGAUGGGUAUUAUGUCAACAAGGGAGUUAUUGGCGGUUAUGUGCUUGGGAUAAAGAGUACGGAGGUGGGGAUAAUGGCGGCUGCUGUGGGUACGGAGGUGGGGAUGAUAGCCCUUUAUCUGUAAUCAGAGGUUGGGAUAAUGGGUACCGAAGUGAGGAUGAUGACCCUUCACCUGUUAUCAAGGUGGCGUCUGUGGCGGGGGCGGUGGGGUGGGCGUCGGUGGGGGCGGCGUUGGCGGCGCUGCUUUGUAAAUUGCUGGGUGGGGCAUCUCUCCAGAGAGUGCACCGCUGAGAUUGAUUGAAAAUGAAGGGUAAAUGUGUGUGUUUAUCGUUUUACUCCCUUUCUUUUGCUGUUAGAAUUUCUCAAGCUUGAAAAAUAUUAGUAUGAAAAGUGUUGCCGUUAUAUGGCCUCCUCUAAACUGUGGUUUAGCUGUUGGCUAUCUUGGGUUUGGGAUAUCUGCUUUAUUGGUUAGAAAUAUUUGGAAUUUUAUUUGUGUCUUUAUUUUUGUGUAGAGGGGAAUCAAGAGAAGGUAAUUUUAAAAUAUUGUGGGUAUGCUACUCAAUCUUCAUAUAUAUAUAUAUGUACACACACAUACAUGUUGGCCUGAUCUUAAUGAAUUGGAGUUUUCUUAA